Molecule: messenger RNA, 837 nt
Organism: Malassezia globosa CBS 7966
Lineage: Eukaryota; Fungi; Basidiomycota; Malasseziomycetes; Malasseziales; Malasseziaceae
Exons: 2
Coding region: 1-837 (278 amino acids)
Biological process (GO): mitotic cell cycle
Cellular component (GO): cytosol
Molecular function (GO): protein serine/threonine phosphatase activity
Source: RefSeq, a predicted model, not a curated record
AUGGUGGAUAUCCAAGAGCAGGAUCAGUGGAUCAGCUAUCUCAGCGAAUGCAAGCAGCUGAGUGAGAAUGACAUCAAGCGCCUGUGUGAAAAGCAUGAUCUGUCGGAACUGUUUCGCAUUGGCGGCAAUUCACCCGAUACAAACUACCUGUUCAUGGGUGACUAUGUCGACCGUGGCUAUUAUUCGGUAGAGACAGUGACGCUCCUGGUUGCACUCAAGGUGCGCCACCCAGACCGUGUGACCAUCUUGCGUGGUAAUCAUGAGUCGCGCCAGAUCACUCAAGUGUACGGCUUUUACGACGAGUGUCUUCGCAAGUAUGGCAACGCAAAUGUGUGGAAGUACUUCACCGACCUGUUUGACUACCUGCCACUGACAGCUCUGAUCAAUGAUCAGAUCUUUUGUUUGCAUGGUGGUCUUUCCCCGUCCAUUGACACACUUGAUCAAAUCCGCCAGAUCGACCGUGUGCAGGAGGUACCUCACGAGGGCCCUAUGUGCGACCUUUUGUGGUCCGAUCCUGAUGAUCGCUGUGGCUGGGGAAUCUCACCCCGUGGCGCUGGUUACACAUUCGGUCAGGACAUUAGCGAGGCGUUCAACCAUAACAAUGGCCUCACACUUGUCGCUCGUGCACACCAACUUGUCAUGGAUGGCUUCAAUUGGUCUCAAGAGCGCAACGUUGUUACGGUAUUUUCUGCACCGAAUUACUGUUAUCGUUGCGGAAACCAAGCUGCUAUUAUGGAGAUUGACGAAAACCUCAAGUAUACGUUCCUGCAGUUUGACCCCGCUCCUCGCACUGGUGAACCCCUUGUGUCACGUCGUGUCCCCGACUAUUUCCUUUGA